Stegodyphus dumicola is the source of this 1008-nucleotide messenger RNA. RefSeq lists its product as uncharacterized. NCBI's taxonomy places the organism in Eukaryota, Metazoa, Arthropoda, Arachnida, Araneae, Eresidae. The record is from RefSeq and is a predicted model, not a curated record.
AUGUUCGGGUUAAAAAUAUCAUCAUGUUGCACCGAAAGACUUGGGGCGAAUGAUGUUUGUGGCAACGAUCAGACGAUCAGUAAUGCUGGAGUGCCGAUGUCGUUGUUGCGUAGUGUCAAUCCCGUGCAGUGUCGAUCUAACAAAGUGAAAUAUUUGACACCAGAUGAAAUUUUAGAGCUGAUGAAUCGCGAUGAUUCUGAUUUGAGUUCACUGUCAGAUGAAGAUGAUUAUCAAAGCGACAAUGGAUGUGAGAUGGAUGAUGUUGAUGAAGAUCAGGAUGUAACUUUUGACUUUUCUGCUCCAACUCAAUGGGGAAUACAUACAGAUAAGUUCAAUCAAUCAGUUUCAUUUGAUUUUCAGGAGGUAGGAUGCUUUGAAUAUCAAAAUUUGGCAAAUUUCAGUAACAUUCGAUCCGUAACACGUACUGGCAAGAGUAUUAAUGCAUCAAAAGAAGAAAUGAUGACAUUCAUAGGCUGCAGUCUUCUUUUGUCCUGCUGUGGGUAUCCCAGGAUAAAAAUGAUAUGGGAAAGGUCCACACGGUUUUCCAUUAUAGCUGACAAUAUUUCUAGGGAUAGGUUUUUUCAAAUUCGCAACAAUUUGAAAGUUUUAAAUGAUAAUGAUGUCGCAAAGGAAAUAAAGGAAAAAGAUAAAUUUUGGAAAGUCAGGACAAUGCUAAAUAAAAUACGAGAACGUUGCUUGAAGCAAAAAAGGCCAAAAAUUGUUUCAAUUGAUGAACAGAUUAUCCCUUUUCAUGGACAGGUUUCUAUGCGACAGGUAUGUCAGAGAAAGCCAAACCCAGUAGGAAUAAAAGUUUUUGUAAUGUGCUCUUCGUACGGUUUGCCUUUAGAUUUCAUCUUUUAUGAAGGAAAGGGAACUGAUGUUACAUCUCCAGAGGAUACAAGUUUUCUUGACUUGGGAGGAAAAGUUGUUCUGAAGCUUUCGGACUCAUUAUUUCCCGGCUCCUGGACCGGUAUUUCGCUUCAGAAUUGCUUCUUGACUUCCUCCUGA